Messenger RNA from Miniopterus natalensis, 1872 nucleotides. It is a transcript of the gene KRT3, whose product is annotated as keratin 3. Lineage: Eukaryota; Metazoa; Chordata; Mammalia; Chiroptera; Miniopteridae. Gene Ontology annotation, molecular function: structural constituent of skin epidermis. Gene Ontology annotation, cellular component: keratin filament. Gene Ontology annotation, biological process: intermediate filament organization; keratinization. The record is from RefSeq and is a predicted model, not a curated record.
UCCCUCUUCCUCUGACUCUAGGUUUCCCUGCUUCACUCUCACGCUCUCUCUUCAUCAGGUCUCACCAUGAACAGACAAGUCUGCAAGAAAUCCUUCAGUGGUGGGAGCCAGGGCUUCUCCGGCCGCUCUGCCGUGGUCUCCGGCAACAGCAGGAUGAGCUGUGUGGCCCGCUCUAGGGGAGCCGGUGGAGGAGCCUGUGGGUUCCAGAGCGGGGCAGGUGGCUUUGGCAGCCGCAGCCUCUACAACCUGGGUGGCAACAAGAGCAUCUCCAUCAGCGUGGCCGGUGGCUCCCGGACUGGAGGCUUUGGGGGAGGGCGUAGCAGCUGUGGCAGUGGCUUUGGUAGUGGCUACGGAGGUGGCUUUGGUGGUGGAAGAGGAAUGGGAGGUGGCUUUGGAGGGGCUGGUGGCUUUGGUGGAGCUGGUGGUUUUGGUGGUGCUGGUGGUUUUGGUGGAAUUGGUGGUUUUGGUGGGCCUGGUGGCUUUGGUGGGCCUGGUGGCUUUGGUCCUGGUGGCUUCCCUGGGGGAAUCCAAGAAGUGACUGUCAACCAGAGCCUCCUGCAGCCUCUCAAUGUGGAGAUCGACCCUCAGAUUGGGCAGGUCAAGACCCAGGAGCGGGAGCAGAUCAAGACCCUCAACAACAAAUUUGCCUCCUUUAUCGACAAGGUGCGGUUCCUGGAGCAACAGAACAAGGUCCUGGAAACCAAGUGGAACCUGCUCCAACAGCAGGGCACCAAUUCCAUCACAGGCACCAACAACCUUGAACCCCUUUUUGAGAACUAUAUCAGCUCCCAGCGAAGCUACCUAAACAACAUCCUGGGAGAGAGAGGCCGCCUGGACUCAGAGCUGAGGAACAUGCAGGACCUGGUGGAGGACUUCAAGAAGAGAUAUGAGGAUGAAAUCAAUAAGCGUACAGCUGCUGAGAAUGAAUUUGUGACCCUGAAGAAGGACGUGGAUGCCACCUACAUGAACAAGGUGGACCUUCAGGCCAAGGUGGAUGCCUUAAUUGAUGAGAUCAACUUCCUGAAAACACUCUAUGACAUGGAGCUGUCCCAGAUGCAGACCCAUGUCAGUGACACAUCCGUAGUCCUGUCCAUGGACAACAACCGCUGCCUGGACCUGGACAGCAUCAUUGCUGAAGUCAAGGCCCAGUAUGAGGAGAUUGCUCAGAGGAGCAAGGCCGAAGCCGAGUCCCUGUACCAGACCAAGCUGGGAGAGCUGCAGACCACAGCCGGCAGACACGGGGAUGACCUGAAGAGCACCAAGAGUGAGAUCAUGGAGCUCAACAGGCUGAUCCAGAGGCUGCGGGCUGAGAUUGAGAACGCCAAGAAGCAGAACGCCAACCUCCAGGCAGCGAUCGCAGAAGCUGAGCAGCGUGGGGAGAUGGCCCUCAAGGAUGCCGAUGCCAAGCUCCAAGAGCUGCAGGCUGCCUUACAGCAGGCCAAGGAUGACAUGGCCCGGCUGCUGCGUGACUACCAGGAGCUGAUGAAUGUCAAGCUGGCCCUGGAUGUGGAGAUCGCCACCUACCGCAAGCUGCUGGAGGGCGAGGAAUGCAGGAUGUCUGGAGAGUGCGAGAAUGCUGUCAGCAUCUCCGUGGUCAGCAGCAGCAACACGACCUCGGCCUCGGCAGGUGGCUACGGAGGCGGUUUUGGCGGGGGCUUCGGAGCGGGAGCGGGAGCAGGUAGUGGAUUCGGAGGAGGCAGUGGCUUCGGAGGUGGCAGUGGAUUCAGCAGAGGCAGUGGCUUUGGAGGAGGCAGCGGCUUCGGCUCUGGUUCUGGGGGCCGCUGUGGGGUCAGUGGCGGAGGUUUCAGCUCAGGCAGCAACCGGGGCGGCAGCAUCAAGUUCUCCCAGUCUUCCCAGCGCUGCUCCAGAUAA